AAUGUCUUCGCGUUGGAGUUCUUCAUGAGCCAAAAUCUCUCUAAUUUCCCGCAAACUAUCAAAAUUUAGACGUUUUUCUUACAUGGGUUUCUCUAGUUUUACCAGAGAAAGGUGUAUACGCUCUUCUCGCGGCCAAAAUAAAGCUCUUCAGAGCACAGAAUCCUGCGGUUCAGAAAUGGAGAAGAGCAUUUAUGCAAUUCUUACCGUAGACCGUUGGGAGUCAUUGAAUCACAUGGAAUAUAGGUUGGCUUCACUUAGACCAGUGCAUGGGCAGCUGGCCUUGAAAUUCCUCAACUGGGUUACCAAACAACCUGGUUUGGAACCCAAACAUCUUACCCAUAUACUAUGCGUCACAACCCACGUACUUGUUAGAGCUAGAAUGUAUGGCGCUGCCAAAUCAAUUUUGAGGCACUUAACCCAAACGGGUAUUGGGCCAAAUUCGGUUUUUGGUGCUUUCAUGAACACAUACCCUCUUUGCAAGGCAAGUCCUGCUGUUUUUGAUCUUCUAAUUAGGGUUUAUGUUGGAGAAGGGAUGGUUGGCGAUGCUGUAGAGACUUUCAAUUUGAUGGGCUUUCGGGGAUUUCAGCCGUCAGUGUUUACUUGUAAUAUGAUUCUUGCCUCAAUGGUGAAAGAUCGGAGAGUUGGCUCAGCGUGGUCUCUUUUCAAGGAAAUGCUUGGAAGGGAGGUUUGUCCCAAUGUUGCUACUUUUAACAUAUUGAUAAAUGCAUUAUGUGUAGAAGGGAAGCUUAAAAAAGCAGGUUAUCUGCUUACAAAGAUGGAAGAGAGUGGUUGCUUUCCAACUAUAGUUACUUAUAAUACAUUGCUCAAUUGGUAUUGUAAGAAGGGGAUAUACAAAGCUGCAUUUGAACUGAUUGAUCAUAUGGGAUCUAAGGGCAUCAAAGCUGAUGUUUGUACAUAUAAUAUGUUUAUUGAUGAUUUGUGCAGAAACAACAGAAGUGCAAAAGGUUAUUUGCUGCUAAGAAAGAUGAGGAAAAGGAUGGUAUAUCCAAAUGAAGUGACUUACAAUACUCUGAUUAAUGGGUUUGUUAAGGAGGGAAAGAUUGGAGUUGCUACACGGCUUUUGGAUGAGAUGUCAUUGCUUGAUCUUUCACCGAAUUGCAUUACUUACAAUACUUUGGUCGAUGGGCACUGUAGCAAGGGUAAUUUUGAAGAAGCAUUUAGACUUUUGGAUUUGAUGGAAGCUGGGGGUUUGCAACCUAAUGAUGUCAGUUAUGGGACACUAUUAAAUGGGCUGUGCAAGCAGGCAAAGUUUCACUUAGCAAGAAGUGUUCUAGAGAGAAUAAGGACAAAGGGGUUAAAAGUGGGUUGUAUUGCAUACACAGCAGUGAUUGAUGGGUUAUGCAAAAAUGGGUUGCUUGAUGAAGCUGUCCGGUUGUUCUAUGAGAUGUUCACAGAUUGUGUCAAUCCUGAUGUUAUCACAUUUUCAGUGCUUAUAAACGGAUUUUGCACAGUGGGGAAGUUAAGAAGCGCAAAGGAGAUAAUAUGUAAAAUGUAUAAAGCCGGACUAGUACCAAACAGUAUCAUAUACUCUACAUUAGUUUAUAAUUUCUGCAAGAUGGGAAAUAUUACAGAGGCUUUGAAAAUCUAUACAGCUAUGAAUCGCAAUGGCCAUGACGUAGACCAUUUCACAUGUAACAUGUUGGUUGCUUCUUUAUGUGGAGCUGGAAAACUUGUAGAGGCAGAAAAUUUCAUGCAUCACAUGAGCAGGGUUGGCCUUGGUCCUAACUCCGUCACUUUUGAUUGCAUUAUAGAUGGCUACGGAAGUUUGGGUGAUGGGUUAAAAGCAUUUUCUAUGUUUGACGAAAUGAUUAAAGUAGGUCAUCACCCAAGUCCAUUCACAUAUGGGAGUUUAUUGAAAGGACUAUGCAAGGGUGGAAAUCUUGGGGAGGCAAAGAAUUUUUUGAAUAAACUCCACUUUAUUCCCUCUGCUGUAGAUACUGUUCUCUACAAUACAAUACUUGCUGAGAUAUGUAAACUGGGGAAUUUGCAGGAGGCAGUUGUCCUGCUUGAUGAUAUGGUCCAGAAUAGUGUGAUGCCUGACAGUUAUACGUACACCAUUCUUCUUUCUGGGCUAUGCAGGAAAGGCAAAUUGGUUGCUGCUAUCCUGUUGUUGGAGAAAGUGAUGGAAAAAGGAACUUUAUGUCCAAAUCUGGCGUUAUAUACUUGUUUGGUUGAUGGCCUUUUCAAGGGCGGCCAAUCAAAGGCAGCUUUGUAUCUUUAUGAAGAGAUGGAGAACAAAGGCCUGAACCCUGAUACAAUUGCACUUAAUGCAGUUUUAGAUGGAUACUCAAGGAUGGGAAAACUGGUUCAGGCAAAUGACGUCUUUUCUAAUAUGAUAAGCAGAAGUUUGUGUCCUAAUUUGGCUACAUAUAAUAUUCUCUUGCAUGGAUAUUCAAAGAAACAGAUUUUAAUAGCAUGUUCUAGAUUGUAUGGUCUUAUGAUCAGGACAGGUUUUCUACCUGACAAAUUAACAUGCCAUUCUCUUAUUCUUGGGCUUAGCGAGUCUGGUAUGUUGGACAUUGGUAUCAAAAUGUUGAAAAAGAUGACAAUGGAAGGUGUUAGAGCUGAUCAGUGUACUUUUAACAUGCUUAUUACCAAGUGUUGUGAAACCGGUGAUAUGCAGAAAGCCUUUGAUCUGGUUAAUAUAAUGAACUAUUUGGGAGUUCUUUCUGAUGUAGAUACUCAAAAUGCCAUCUUAAAUGGACUGGUUAGAGCUUCAUCUUUCCAUGAAUCCCAUAUUUUUCUGCAUGACAUGUUGGAAAAGGGUUUUACUCCUAAUUGUGUGCAAUAUAUCACACUAAUUAAUGGUAUGUGUAGAGUGGGAGAUGUACAAGGAGCAUUAAAGCUAAAAGAUGAGAUGGAAGCACUAGGUAUCUGUUCACGCGAUGUUGCUGAGAGUGCUAUGGUUAGAGGGCUUGCACGAUGUGGGAAAAUUGAGGAAGCCAUGCUGCUUUUUAAUUUCAUGCUUCGGAGGCAACUCGUUCCAACUACUGCAACUUUUACAUCUUUGAUGCACGUGUUCUGCAAGGUUGCUAAGCUCACAGAGGCUCUAAAGUUGAGGGGCAUCAUGGAACAUUGUGGUAUGAAGCUUGAUGUUGCUGCCUAUAAUGUACUCGUUUCAGGCCACUGCACUAAUGGUGAUGUGGUGGCUGCAUUUGAACUUUAUGAAGAGAUGAAACAAAGAGGACUCUGGCCCAACACCACCACCUAUACUGUUCUCAUUGAUGCCAUUUCAGCUGAAAAUAAUAAUACUGUUAAGGGUGAAAUACUUUUGAAGGACUUGCAGGAAAGAGGUUGGAUUUCUUGCGUUUGGGGUGGAAGCACCCAACAAUUAAAUGAGGGAUUGAAAAUCGCCAAGGAGAAAAUAAGUCUGUUAAUGAAAAACAAAAGGAAGCGAAAGGAGGCCAAAAGCAAAUAGGAAAAAGAUGUAAUUUGAUUUGGAAAACGUCAUAAACCUUUCUUCUGGAGGACUGGUGGAUGACGCUGACAUUGGACUUACGUUGCAAUGGCAGUUGUGGUACCCAUGAUUCUGGUACCUUGAACUGCUUCAACCCCUAUCUUCUGGUGACGUGUGCCAUGCUUCAUGCUUGAUUGUCGUGGGAGAUACCCAGACAUGAUAUAACUAAACUUACUUUCAAAGGAUAUUUAGAAACAAAAAAUCAUCUUUACCUUUUUCAGAUGUUAUGUGAAGCAAUGUGGGCAUGACUUCAUUUCUAUAAUUUAUGCAUGCUUUCUCAUCUAAAGAACUAGAAGAUGGAACCUAGCAACAGAGAUUGUCAAGCAACAAGGGCACAUCACUUCACAUGCUACUGAUGCGAGUUCAUUUGGGGUGGGGAUUCUUAUUGAGCACUGUGCACUGUCUUGUGGUCCACUGAUUGGAAUGUUAGGAAUAAAAAAUCAGUGGCACAUAGUAGCCGAUCAAUAAGUCUCGGUUUCUGGAAGAUGGGGAUUACUUACAAUAGAACAGAUAGCAGCCCAAGAGAGGUGGACGAAGCAACAUGAUGGCGAAAGAAGCUGGCCUUAGAGGGAACCAGAAUAGUGGUGUGUCUGAAAUUUAUUUAUUUAUCUGGCUGAUGUAUUGUGUCUCAAUCUCGCUUCAAUCUGCACCCUAUAAUAAUGGAGGCAGGAACUUGACUGUCGGAUAAUGUCUGAGAGGUACCGUUUUACAGAAUACAAUGCACUGCUGCUACGUGGCAGACAGUAUCUAACAAUUUAUUCAGGGACGGACUUGCCAUGGGGUGUCUAAACCAUGGUUAUAGCUCUA
Messenger RNA from Juglans microcarpa x Juglans regia, 4285 nucleotides. RefSeq names its product pentatricopeptide repeat-containing protein At5g55840. The record is from RefSeq and is a predicted model, not a curated record. Gene Ontology annotation, molecular function: protein binding. The coding region runs from base 83 to 3439 and encodes 1118 amino acids. The transcript is spliced from 5 exons. Lineage: Eukaryota; Viridiplantae; Streptophyta; Magnoliopsida; Fagales; Juglandaceae.